CAAAUCUCAAAAGCUUCUCCAUCUUCUUCUUCUUCUUCUUCACUGCAAAAACCUCUGCAAAUCGCUUCGUCUUUCUCGCCUCUCAAAUGGGUGUCUCCUUCAACCCAUCUUCCUCUCUCCCCCAAACCCCCUCUAAAAAGCACAAAACUUUACUUGUUUCAAGCUACAUACUCCUCGCAGCCGCAUCCAGUUUCAUCUUCCUCACCCUAUCCCUCCGCCUAUUCCCGUCUCUCUGCGGCUUCUUCCUCAUCCUCCUCCACGUCCUCACUAUCUGCGUGGCGGUCUUCUCCUGCCACGUCGCCUCCACCGCCUCCAACCGGUGGUAUGCAGCCCACAUGGUGGUCACUGUGGUGACCGCCAUCUUUGAAGGCUCAAUCUCUGUGCUCAUCUUCACCAACACCGCAGGCUUUCUCGGCUACUUGAAGUCCUACGUGAGGGAGGAAGAUGGGGUUGUUAUUCUGAAACUUGCUGGUGCCUUGACUGUGUUGAUCUUUUGCUUGGAAUGGGUGGUGUUGACACUGGCUUUUCUGUUGAGGUACAAGGAGUUUGUUGCUGGAAGCAAUGGAAGCAGAAUUCAGGAAGAGCAAUCCAAGGAUUGGCCUAGACCUUUCCAAGUUUAUGCUUCUAAUUACGCCUGAUCGGUCACCUCGUCUUGUAUCAUAAAAGCACGUGUUAAGAGAUAUCGAGAUCGAGGUUGUGAUCUUGCAAAAGAUCUGGGGUUCUAGUUUUGUUUGAUUGUUGGUAAAUUAUGUGUUUUUUGAUGAUUCAAUUUGGCUAUGGUUUGUAGUCUAUAUGUUAAUGUUAUAUUCUUUCUAUUAAUGAAUUUAUAUUCUUUUUCAUCA
Pistacia vera is the source of this 842-nucleotide messenger RNA. RefSeq lists its product as uncharacterized. The record is from RefSeq and is a predicted model, not a curated record. The coding region runs from base 87 to 638 and encodes 183 amino acids. The transcript has a single exon. NCBI's taxonomy places the organism in Eukaryota, Viridiplantae, Streptophyta, Magnoliopsida, Sapindales, Anacardiaceae.